This is a messenger RNA of Chinchilla lanigera (long-tailed chinchilla), 1156 nucleotides long. It is a transcript of the gene Prr15l, whose product is annotated as proline rich 15-like. The record is from RefSeq and is a predicted model, not a curated record. NCBI's taxonomy places the organism in Eukaryota, Metazoa, Chordata, Mammalia, Rodentia, Chinchillidae.
CAGGAAGCCCCGUCGUCAGGACAGCGAGCACCAUGACGGAGGUCGGUUGGUGGAAGCUGACCUUCCUGCGGAAGAAGAAAUCCACGCCCAAGGUGCUGUACGAGAUGCCCGAGACCUACGCGCAGCCCGAGGGGGGCGCGGAGCCGCCGCGGCCUGAGGCCGGAGGCCCCAGCAGCGACUUCAGCGCGCGGCUGGAGAAGAUCGUGGACAAGAACACGAAGGGCAAGCACGUGAAGGUGUCCAACUCGGGCCGCUUCAAGGAGAAGAAGAAAGUGCGCGCCAUGCUGGCCGAGAACCCCGGCCUCUUUGACGACCCGGAGGACAAGGGACAGUGAGGGGGGCCCUGGGGGACGCUAGCGCCUCCCUGGCCCUGCCCUCAGCGGGGUGGACAGGGGCUCGCCACGCUGGCCUCUUUGGUCACAGCGGAAGCCGUGGGACAUUAUGCCUGCUGGCAGGAAGUGUGGGUUUUCAGGGUUGUAUUUAUGGCCCCAGCCCUGUGUCCGCGGGGGCGCGCGGGCCCCUCCCAUCGACCCCUGACCACACGCGAAGGCCCCCCAGGCCCAGGAUGGUGCCCGCCGUCCCCAGGGUGGCGGCAGGGCCACAGGAAGGAGGGCACGGCGGGCGGCGGAGACAGGCGCCCGCCCGGACUCCGCCUUGUCCUGGGCUCGGGUCGCGCUGAGCCUGAAGGCUGCGGCUCUGCCGUCUCCACCGCGCGUCCCCGACAAUCCCCGGCCAAUCCCCGGCGCGCACGUCCUCCAGAAGCCGCGUGACCCGCGGGGCCGUUUCCUUGGUGCCGGGCAGGUGCUGAACUUGAGCUCACAUCUUAACGGCGGUGGUGAACUUCCUGGAACUCUGUACCCAAGCGCAGGGGGCGGGGGCCGGGCACCUCCUGCGCGGCCGCACGAGGCCUUCGGCGCUGGGUUCCCGCGGGGCCACCCCUCCUGCGGGCUGAGUCACACAGCUCGGCGGUGGCGCCGGGAGGAGCUAAAAGCAGCGAGGUUUCUCCUCUCCUUCCCCGUGUAUUUAAGAUGGAUCAGCCCCAGACAUGGAUUCUGGAGCUUCGAAUUUUCUUUAAAAGGUAAUUGUGGGUUUCUUUGUAAUAAACAAAGAUGCAAGGGCAGAGGACACAUGUAUGUUCCUACCUUGCGUUCAUGGA